GUCUCCGGGCGGCGAGAGCUGGUGAAGCGGACUCCCUCUCCCCGCGGCUGUUAUUUAGUAGUUUCUGGGUAUGGAGGAUGGGUGAUAAGGAGCUGGAGAAAUUCCGGCUGCGGUGGAGAGAAGAGAUUAGGGAGCGGAACCGGCGCGGGAAGGCGACCUGCGGCGAAAGGAGCAGCAAAAAGCGGCGCCAGCAGCGCGAGCCGGGGCCCGGUGACCAUGGAGACGGGGAGGGAGUGGAGGGGCCGAGCGGUCGGCAGCGAGCAGCCGAUGACUAUUUCUACCUGGCCGAAAGCCUGCUGGAGGGCCGGAUCAGCCCGCUCAGGGAGCGCCUGGAAGAUGAGCGAUGCGGCGGAGGGACUGAGACCGGGUCCGAGGCUCGGGGAGGGCCCCAGGGCCAAUCCGCUCAGGCCCCCGGCCACAAGGAGAACCUGCUCGAUCAGCUCAUCAAUGACUUGAAUGAAAUAAAUGAAAUCCCAUUUUUUGAUAUUGACCUUCCUUAUGAGCUAGCACUGAAAAUAUUUGCAUAUCUUGGCAAAACUGAACUUGGAAGAUGUGCUCAGAUCCUUCAUCUUGGCACCUUAGGAGAGAAUAAGUGCACCAGCCCUCUCCAUAAAGUGCAUUACAAACAGUCGGAGCAGGUGAGUAAAGCCUGGAAAGUUAUUGCGGAAGAUGAAGUGCUUUGGUACAAGCAUUGCUUGAAAGCAGGCUACCAGGUGAAGGCAGACAUUGGCGACUUCAUAUGCUGGAAGGCUGUUAUGCGAGAUUCCAUGAAGAAAGAACAAACGUUACAAGCCAACUGGAAGAACCGUAUUGGAGCUGCAAGCCAGUUGCAAUAUGAUGAGGGAGGAAUAUUAUGUGAGGCACACUCAUGCAAUGGAUUGGUAGUUUCUGGAUACACAUCAGGAGAUGUGAGAAUGUGGGACAUAAGCACCUGGGACAGCAGUGCCUUGUAUCUGGAAACGUCACAGAGCUCUGCAGAACUUGGACCACGGCCACCCGUCUCUUUUGUGAGGAUAAAUAGCACCAUAGCAGUGGCGGCUUACAAGGGCGGUGCUGUUGAUGUGUGGAGCACAGUUCUUGCACGGGAACCAGUCCAUCAUUAUCAGCAUAGCCAGGAGAUACAGGCGAUAGCAACGGCAUCAGACAGUGCAGUAAUUGCAUCUUGCUCAGGUUAUCAAGUAAGAUUGGAAUCCUGUGAUGAGAAAGGAUAUUGGAGGAAGGCACAGCAGUAUGAACUCCAAAAACUGGUUAGCUAUCUUCAACUUGUUCCAGGUGCUCCUCUAAAUACAGCAGUAGCAGCGGCUGAAGAUACUGUUUACUUACUCAACCCUGAUGCAGAACCAAAGGCACUUCACUCCAUCUAUGGAAAUACAGUGACCUGCCUGGAUGUGUCCGCUAAUCAGCUUGCCUGUGGUGUCAAAAGUUUUGGUUGGAUAAUUAGCCACGGCAACAAGAUCCAAGUUUAUUGUCUACAGACAGCUCAACCAAUAGCAACACUGGGAAACUCUGCAGGAGACUUCACUUGUGUGAACCUAAAGGAUAGUCCUCCUUUUCUAGCUGUUACUGGAAACAAAGACAGGAGGGUGAGAGUAUAUGACCUUCGGACAAGUAAAGAAGUGAUAUCGCUCUAUGGCCAUCAACUGGGCGUGUCAUCAGUACAGAUGGAUGAUUGGAAGAUAGUCAGUGGUGGUGAAGAGGGAUUGGUCUGUGUGUGGGAACAACGAAUGGGAACUAAACUCUGGGAAAUGCACUCGAGACAUCCCGUCCGACACCUACGUUUUGGUGCACAUACGCUGGUCACUGCAAAUAUUCCUAAUGAGAAAUAUCCAAGAGGAGCCAGUAUCAUGGAUGAUGAUUUAACAGCUCAUCGGAGGCAUCGAGGAAUUAUUUAUGUCUAUGACUUCUCUGUUGAUAAAUCAGCUCCUGUCUUACCAAUCUGUCGUUCUACCUAUGAUGAAGAUGUUGGCUACAGUUACAACAUCGCACUUUCGAUGCCUUAUGACCAAAUCAAGUGAAUAUCGUCACUUCAUGAAUAUAUUGGUUUUAUUACAGUCAUAUAGUAAUUCUGGAAGUAUGCUUGUAAUUAACCUACACUUUUGGAUGUAAGAAUAUAAUACUUCUCAGGAGAGGUCAAAGGAGGCAUGCAGGGCAUUGGAUAGACAAAUGAACCAGAAAUGACCCUUCGUCCUGAAAUUCCUCAACAAAUUAUCACCAAACUUUGAAGAAAAAAUAACAAAUAAUCAUUUUUAGCCAUGCUUCCGUGGCUGUUCCAAUUUUUCACCUAAAUCACAAUGGGACAUCUGUCCUCACCUUUAAAUGUUUUUAUUUCUUUUCAUUUCUCUUUGUUUCUGAUGAUAAUUUGGAUUAGAGAAACUGAUUACAUGUAUGGUAAAAUGAGGACAGACACUUUGACUUCACAUUCAGUUACAUAAUUCGCAGGAUGGUCCAUUGUAUAUAGAUAAUGCAGAGAAAGCAGAAGAUGUACGAUUUGUGGAAAACACUUUAUUAUUU
Hemiscyllium ocellatum (epaulette shark) is the source of this 2511-nucleotide messenger RNA. RefSeq names its product F-box and WD repeat domain containing 8 (gene fbxw8). NCBI's taxonomy places the organism in Eukaryota, Metazoa, Chordata, Chondrichthyes, Orectolobiformes, Hemiscylliidae. The record is from RefSeq and is a predicted model, not a curated record. The coding region runs from base 78 to 2015 and encodes 645 amino acids. The transcript has 12 exons. Gene Ontology annotation, molecular function: protein binding. Gene Ontology annotation, cellular component: preribosome, large subunit precursor.